Messenger RNA from Clonostachys byssicola, 4350 nucleotides. The record is from the annotation of a GenBank genome assembly. NCBI's taxonomy places the organism in Eukaryota, Fungi, Ascomycota, Sordariomycetes, Hypocreales, Bionectriaceae.
AUGGAAAUCGCCGUGAAGUUGCUCAUGACGGUGGUGACUAUAGUCAUCACCGCUUGGGUACUCACAGGACGUCUCCGCCAGACCCCCAAGAAACAACCACAGUCUGAAACCUGGACCUUGCGAGUUGACGAUAUUCCCACCAACGAAGCUGGAGAUUUCCACAGUAAUCUACAGACCAUUAUCGACCGGGACCAGAAAUUGAAAGACGCCGUUCCUGCUCUAUUCCGCUGCAACUCUAUCACGCCGCGAGAUGAUCGCUCCAGCUGUGCUACGGUUUCAAUCACUUCGUCUCUCUCUGCUGAAGAGCUAUGCACCUUGCUGGAAAGAGCUCCUAGCAAGCACUGCUACACCUUUUCAUGCACAUUUGAUGGCAUCACCCCGCUCUACGAGGAUCCAAGCCGCGUAGAUAUUGACAUCAUCGUAAUUCCUGGCCUCGGAUGCAACGCAAUCGGUUCAUGGAGAAAUAGCAAGACCAAUAAGAUCUGGAUCCGUGAUUUCUUACCCCAGGACUUACCCAAUAUCAGAGUUCUGCUUUAUGGAUACGAUACUACGCUGCCGGGCAGCCAUUCCAAACAAUCUAUCGCUGAUCUGGGCAAUUCUCUUAUGGAAACAGUCACUGCUUUUCGGUCUAAGACUCAAACUCUCCGCCGUCCGAUCAUUUUCAUCGGUCAUAGUCUGGGUGGCCUUUUGAUUAAAGAGGCACUUCUCCUCUCCCGAAGAAAAUUUGGGGAGACAAAAACUACCAUCUCUCGAGCUACCUUUGGGAUCCUUUUCUUCGGCGUGCCUAAUCAUGGCCUUCGGAACGAGCAGCUGCGAACACUUGUCGACGGUCAACCUAACAAAGCUUUUAUCAACGAUCUCCUCGUGGAUGAUGAUUCAGAAGCAUCGGGCUUUCUGAAAAGACUUUCAGCACAAUUUGCCGAAAGUUUUCAGGGUUACUACCACAUCAUCACUUUUUACGAGCGGUUACUUAGUCCGACCUUGGAGCGUGAUCAAACUGGGGGAUGGUCAAGGACUGGCCGGAGAUGCUUGAUGGUAACGGAACAAUCAGCUGCCAGCACCGGAAUAGUGGCUACAGCCGGCGAAGAUAAAAUCCCAAUCAACGCUGAUCACUCCGGACUCGUCAAGUUCGGCUCUAGAAAUGAUGUUGGAUAUCUCGUAGUCCAAGAGAGACUUAGAGAAUUAGUCGAAGAAACAAAACAAAAGGUUUCUCAAAGAUUUGCUGAGUCUGAUCUAUACUCCCCUAGUUCAGAAACACAUCAAGCUUGCUUAAGGUCUUUAGCCUAUGAGGCUAUGGACAGUCGACUUGAUACUAUUAACGAGGAAUCUGAUGGUACCUGUGAAUGGCUCGCUAGUCAUCAAAACUUCGUCAAAUGGAGGGAGCAACACCGAGGUCUCUUGUGGAUCAAGGGGAAGCCUGGAUCAGGCAAGUCUACUAUUACAAAGUACGCACUUAAGAGACUCUCCAAAGUCUAUGGGCCCGAGACCCAGGUUUUCUCGUUCUUCUUCCAUGCCCGGGGCCACGAGCUACAGAAAUCGCUGAUCGGCUUCUUCCGAUCGAUUUUGCACCAGAUUCUCCAGCGUUUCCCCGGCUCGCUCAAUGAUCUAGUUGAUACUUUUAAUACGAAACGAAUGUCAAUUAGUGAGCCGGGGAAGAAUUGGCACUGGAAUCUGCAACCGCUCCAAGAAUUCCUGAGAUUAGGGCUCCCCAAGAUCCUGACGAGGUUCCCCGUCGUCUUUUUCAUCGAUGCAUUAGAUGAAUGCGGGCAAAGGCCUGCCCUCGACCUGAUCGAGUACUUCCAAAGGAUACUCCAGUGUCUACCUCCAAAGGGUCGCCAAUUUGGGAUUUGCUUCUCUUGCCGCCAUUACCCUAUCAUGCCAGGUAAUGGUGGGUUAGAAGUAGUGUUGGAGAAAGAAAACCAGAGAGAUAUUUGCCUAUUCGUCAAGAGCAGACUUCUCAUGAACAAUGAUCUCAUCGGCAAUGAUAAGGCAAAUGACGAACUCUUCGGUCUGAUUGUUUGGCGUGCGCGAGGAGUCUUCCUGUGGGCUAUGCUGGUUGUGAGAGAAAUUUCGCGAAUGGCAAUUGAAGGCGAGUCGAUGGCUGCAAUGAAAGCUGAAAUAACUCGUAUGCCGUGCGAUUUGAACACAUUUUAUGAGGACCUCGUCAAAAACAGCAAGAAUCAUUCCGCGAUGCUGAACCUAAUCCAAUGGAUCUGUCUCUCCGAAACCCCCUUGAUGAAAAGUGAACUACAGUGGGCUCUAGUUGUUGAUCCAAAAUCUCCACCAAAGUCUGUCGAAGAGUACCUUGCAUCCGAGAAUUUCAUUUCAGACGAUAGGUUCGAGAAAAGGAUUAAGACUCUGAGUUGUGGGCUUGUGGAGAUCCAGGCCUUUUAUAUCCAGUUCAUUCACCAUUCGGUCAAAGAAUUCUUCCUUGGUCAAGGAUUGGCCCUUCUGGCCCAGAGAGAAACAAAGGAGGCUGUUGCAGCUGCACACUCUCGCAUGUCUCUGGUGUGCGUCCAGUACAUGAAUAUAUGCUGCAAUGACCGGGUGGUACGACGUCCCCUACCACCACCCCUGCGUACGUACGCAGCCAGAAACUGGUCAUUCCAUGCGAUUCUUGGUCAGGAUGCGCGGGACUUCCCAAAAGAGUUCCUUGACGCAAUACAAUGGCCAGACGAGGGCCCGCUUCAGAACAUACUGGUGCUGUUGAGGAGCUCAGUCUUUCGAAAUUUCCCUUUGGACACGAGAUUGAUGCAUCUUGUGGCCAGAUUUGACCUGCACAAACUGUGUCUAUUCUUGGCCUCUCCUCCUCUCCUUGGCGAUGCAGUAUCACAUCCAUCUGAGAAAAGUAACUGUCACUGUUCAUCUUUGCUACACAAUGCCGAGGAUGGACAUGGGACGGCCGUACAAAGUCUGCCUAUUAAAAAAGCGUACUUUGACUUGAAGGACCGGAAUGGCCGCACACCACUUUCCUGGGCAGCAGAAUAUGGAUCUCUAGAAGUCGCCAAGCUGCUUCUCAAGACCGGCCAAGUUGACAUUGAAUCAAGGGAUGAGAUUGGCCAGACACCCCUUUCAAGGGCGGCGAAGUAUGGAUCUUUGGAAGUCGCCAGGCUACUUCUUGAUACCGGCCGAGCCGAGGCUGAUUCGAGAGAUGAUACCGGCCGCACACCACUUUCGUGGGCAGUAGAAAAUGGACAACUAGAAGCCGCCAGGCUACUGCUUGAUACCGGUCGGGUUGAGCCCGACUCGAGAGACGACACCGGCCGCUCACCGCUUUCACAUGCAAGAGGGAGGUCUCCGGAAGUCGCUCAGCUACUCAUCAACACCGGGAAAGUCGACGUCGACUCGAGAGACAGCACUGGUCGAACGCCGCUUUCCUGGGUAGCAAAACAUCGGUUUCCGGAAAUCGCCAGGCUACUUCUCGACACCGGUCGAGUGGAUCCCGACUCGAGAGAUUAUACUGGUCGCUCGCCACUCUCCCAUGUAGAAGGCAGGUCUCCAGAAGUCGCUCAGCUACUUAUUCGUACCGGCCGGGUUGACGUCGACUCGAGAGAUGAUACUGGCCGAACGCCGCUUUCAUGGGGAGUGCAGAGACUUUCAGUUUAUGAUGAAGAAGUACCCAAGCUACUUCUCGAUACUGGCAACGUAGAGGUCGACUCGAGGGAUGACGCUGGUCGAACACCUCUGUCGUGGGCCGCGUCGUCGGCAGCUGAUGGGUCAGCCGAGCUGCUCCUUGACACGGGCCGAGCCGAGGCGGACUCGAGAGACAAUGCCGGCCGUACACCUCUCUCGUGGGCCAGUUCGUUGUCAUCCCUUGGGGCGAGACUAGUGAGAACUCUCCUUGAUACUGGCCGGGUCGAGGUUGACUCGAGGGAUGGCACCGGCCGGACGCCUCUGUCAUGGGCUGCAGAAACCUUUCAUCUACAGGGAAAGUUUACUAAUGGGGAGUGGGUCCCAACUUCGUGGACAAUAGCACCCUCCAGGAAUACGGUUCAAAUGCUCCUUGAUACAGGCCGAGCCGAUGUCAACUCGAGAGAUGACACUGGCCGGACACCUCUCUCUUGGGCCGCAGGGUCACCCAAGUCAUUGUUUACAGUCUCGAUGCUCCUCAACACAGGCCGAGUUGAUGUCAACUCGAGAGAUGACAAUGGUCGAACGCCUCUCUGGUGGGCCGCACGGCAUGGGUCGUGGCUCGUGGUCGAGAAGCUCUUCAAUUCAGGCCAGGUCAAGAUUGGAUCAGAACUCCAGAGCUGUGUUCCGGUUGCCGUUCGAUUCAGCAAGGCACGGCGAGAGGAGCUGCUAAAGGUGCUUUCGGCUGAGAGCAAGGGCGAGAGCUCUGGGCACGAGUAG